Molecule: messenger RNA, 1596 nt
Organism: Pyrenophora tritici-repentis Pt-1C-BFP
Lineage: Eukaryota; Fungi; Ascomycota; Dothideomycetes; Pleosporales; Pleosporaceae
Source: RefSeq, a predicted model, not a curated record
AACAUUUGCUACUUUUGCAUCAACACAACUCACCUACCGCACCACUACUCGUUACGCGACCUCAAUCGCGCGCAAUGGCUACCGACAAGAAGGUCUUCAAGAAGGCGAGCGGCGACGAGAAGAAGGCCAAGCCAUCUGCAGUCGCCAAUGUUCAAGUUCCGCUUGAGCUCGUCAAGACGUUCCUAGAGGAAAAGGGAGAAAAGGGCGCUGCUGGCAAGCUCCAAGAGUUUACACAAUGGGAGAGCGCCAAGAAUACACCAGAUGCGCCUGAGCCAAUGGACGUGGAUAAGGAAAGCGCGUCCAGCAGCGACUCUAGCAGUGAUUCUAGCAGCGAAUCCGAGGCAGAGACAAAACCCAAAAAGUCCAAGAAGGCUUCCCCAAAGAAGGCGCCUGUGAAGGAGGAUUCUUCUAGCUCCUCCAGUUCAUCCGAUUCCAGCUCCGAUUCCGACAGCAGCUCCGAUUCUGACUCUGACGAGGAAACUGCGCCGGUGAAGGUGAAGAAGGAAGCGAAGAAACCCAAGAAAGCGAAGUCAGUGUCCUCAUCAUCGGCAUCUUCAUCGAGCGAGUCCAGCGAUUCUAGCGAUUCCGACAGCAGCUCUGACGACAGCUCCGACGAAGAGCCAGCCAACAUUCCUCUCCCCGACUCAGGUUCCUCCGCUGCGUCUAGCGAUUCCGAAAGUGAUUCAGAGAGCGAAUCCUCUAGUGAUUCCUCUAGUGAUAGUAGCUCAGAAUCUGAGGCUGAGGAGAAGGUUGAGAAGAAGGAUAAAAAGACAAAGGGCAAGAAGGCUGCGUCCGUCGCAUCGUCGUCUGCCUCUAGCUCGUCGGACUCAGACUCUUCGGAUUCUUCAGAUUCCUCCGACGAUAGCGACAGCGACAGCGAAUCCGACGCGUCAUCAGCAAAAGCAUCCAAGGCCAAGAAGAAUGUAAAGAAGGGAGCAGCCUCUUCAAGCGAGUCUAGCUCUUCUGAUAGCUCUUCUGAUAGUUCCUCAGACAGUUCCUCCGAUUCCGACUCCGAUUCCGACUCUGGCAAGGCAACAAAAUCCACUGCGCUCGAGCGUAAGACGUCAGCUAGUGACUCGUCCAUGACCCUUCCCGCAGCAUCGCCUCAGCCAUCUGGCAACAAGCGCAAAUUCAAUGGUUCUCCCUCGGCAGACGCUCCCAAAUCCAAGAGAAGUCACGUAGAAAACCGCUUCCAGCGCAUCAAGCCCGACGUUCAGGUCGACCCCAAGCUCGCAAGCAACGCAUACGUUUCGUACGACUACGCCGACCGCGCCCACGCGAAACUGAUCGUAACCAAGGGCAAAGGCUUUACCAAGGAGAAGAACAAGGGCAAGAGGGGCUCUUACCGCGGUGGCAUGAUUGACACAUCAGGUGGCAAGGGUAUCAAGUUUGAGGAUUGAGAAUAAGAUAAUGUUGAGACAUGAGGAGGCGAAUGUGCCCGUAUUGUCGGAGCGUAUUUCUUUCAGGCGAAUACGGGAGUUUCAGUGUACACCAAAAGCAGCAUACCCUACAUUGGCGGUACUCGUAUCAGACCGUGGGUGCACAUAAGAGUAGUUUAGAACAUAGUCUUGUUGGAUCAAUAGAUGAUUUACUUAG